This is a messenger RNA of Cotesia congregata, 465 nucleotides long. NCBI's taxonomy places the organism in Eukaryota, Metazoa, Arthropoda, Insecta, Hymenoptera, Braconidae. The record is from the annotation of a GenBank genome assembly.
AUGGCCCGGAUCAAGCAGGCUGUCCGCAAAUAUGAUCAUGAAGCUUCUUAUAAGCUUUCAGCGAAGCUGAAAGCUUUCCAGACCGCGCAAGCGGCUGCAAAAAAUCCCGAGCCUUCCUCUGCUGGUGAAAAAUCUAGACCUUCGCAAUCUCCCAUAUUAAAGCCGUAUCGCUUUCGUCCUGGUGCGGUAGAACUCCGUAAAAUUCGCCGGUAUAAAAAAAGUACAGAGCUUGUCAUCCGCAAAUUGCCUUUCCAACGGCUCGUCAGUGAAAUCACCAGGAGUUUCAAAGCUGGGUUUCGAUGUCAAUCUGCUGCUCUUGCGGCUCUUCAGGAAGCUGCCGAAGCUUAUCUCGUUGGUUUGUUUGGAGAUACCAAUCUUUGCGCUAUCCACGCCAAACGCGUCACUAUACAGCCCAAGGACAUGAUCUUGGCUCUUCGGAUUCGCGGAGAGCGUCGAAUUCUUUAA